Messenger RNA from Symphalangus syndactylus (siamang), 1658 nucleotides. It is a transcript of the gene UPP1, whose product is annotated as uridine phosphorylase 1. The record is from RefSeq and is a predicted model, not a curated record. Gene Ontology annotation, molecular function: uridine phosphorylase activity. NCBI's taxonomy places the organism in Eukaryota, Metazoa, Chordata, Mammalia, Primates, Hylobatidae. Gene Ontology annotation, biological process: uridine catabolic process; nucleotide catabolic process. Gene Ontology annotation, cellular component: cytoplasm; cytosol.
CCUCGGGCGAGCUCCUGGCUUUGCGUCAGCAAGCGGGAACUCCCAGGAUCAGGAAGGUCCCAGAGAAACUCCCCAGGGGGGAAGCCGAGGCCGUCCAGAGAUGCAGGGUACACACAGUGACAGUGCCAGCUCCACAUUCCCGACCACCGGGCCAGGGCUGGUUCCACGCUGUCAUUUCUCUCCGCUGGCCCCAGCCGCGGGGCCCACCUCCAGACAGACAGACCGGGGAUCCUGCCUGGCGGCGUGACUUUGGGUUAGUCCUAGAGCCGCUUCUAGUCCGGUUUCCUCCGCCCCAGGUUAGGACCACGUGGUGCUGCGGCGCACAGACCCGCGCCCCGCCGUCCGCGAGCCUCCCGAGAGCCGACCCUUCGUCCGGCCCUGGAGCAUUGUGUUUGUCGCCGGUGUCGCAGUGCGAGGAUGGCGCCGCGGGUGUAGCGGGUCUCUGCGCAGGCCGAGUGGACCCAGAGAAGCGAGGAACUCCGCAGUUUGUCGACACUUCUCGUCUCCUGUCCCAAUUCAGGGCUUGGUGAGGUGACUCGCGGUCGCUGGUUACUCGCCGGCAGCCUUCCUGCCCCUGCCUGGAACGCCUGGAGCGCCUCCCACUGCAGACGUCUGUCGGCCUCCAGCCGCUCUCCUCUGACGGGUCCUGCCUCAGUUGACGGAAUGGCAGCCACAGGAGCCAAUGCAGAGAACCCUGAAAAUCACAAUGAUUGCCCCGUCAGACUUUUAAAUCCAAACAUAGCAAAAAUGAAAGAAGAUGUUCUCUACCAUUUCAAUCUCACCACUAGCAAACACAAUUUCCCAGCCUUGUUUGGAGAUGUGAAGUUUGUGUGUGUUGGUGGAAGCCCCUCCCGGAUGAAAGCCUUCAUCAGGUGCGUUGGUGCAGAGCUGGGCCUUGACCGCCCAGGUAGAGACUAUCCCAACAUCUGUGCGGGAACUGACCGCUAUGCCAUGUAUAAAGUAGGACCGGUGCUGUCUGUCAGUCAUGGUAUGGGCAUUCCUUCUAUCUCAAUCAUGUUGCAUGAGCUCAUAAAGCUGCUGUACUAUGCCCGGUGCUCCAACGUCACUAUCAUCCGCAUUGGCACUUCUGGUGGGAUAGGUCUGGAGCCCGGCACUGUGGUCAUAACAGAGCAGGCAGUGGAUACCUGCUUCAAGGCAGAGUUUGAGCAGAUUGUCCUGGGGAAGCGGGUCAUCCGGAAAACGGACCUUAACAAGAAGCUGGUGCAGGAGCUGUUGCUGUGUUCUGCAGAGCUGAGCGAGUUCACCACAGUGGUGGGGAACACCAUGUGCACCUUGGACUUCUAUGAAGGGCAAGGUCGUCUGGAUGGGGCUCUCUGCUCCUACACGGAGAAGGACAAGCAGGCGUAUCUGGAGGCAGCCUACGCAGCCGGCGUCCGCAACAUCGAGAUGGAGUCCUCGGUGUUUGCCGCCAUGUGCAGCGCCUGCGGCCUCCAAGCGGCUGUGGUGUGUGUCACCCUCCUGAACCGCCUGGAAGGGGACCAGAUCAGCAGCCCUCGCAAUGUGCUCAGCGAGUACCAGCAGAGGCCGCAGCGGCUGGUGAGCUACUUCAUCAAGAAGAAACUGAGCAAGGCCUGAGCACAGCCCUGCACCUCCGCAGACCUGCUGUGAUGACUUGCCAUUAAAAGCAUUGUCCAAAA